CGCGUCGUUUCCUCACUCGGCUCACUGUGACCCAGUCGAAACGCAGUGUAUACAAGACACCGUUUCAUACGUCCAACAUGCUUCCCGGGCUACCGGUAGAAUUGCACGAACGCAUACUCGAACACCUCCAGGACGAGCGGCGAACCCUACGGAUGUGUAGCUUGACUUGCCGUGCAUGGGUUUUCUUCGCACAACGCCACCUUUUCCGCAAGGUCCGCAUCGAGAGGCGUCCUGACUCCUCCGCAUUCUUAGCGGUUUUGCAAGCAUCGACCACCGGAAUCGCAGACCAUGUCCGCGAGCUCAACUUGCUGGGCGUUCUCUUCACUACCAACGGCCUUCCCCCUCCCGAAUUGCAACAUAUCAUCCGCCUCCUCGUGAAUCUUGAGACCCUAUCUAUCGAAGCCGUCGAUUGGCCUCGCGCGAUGGACAUCAUGGAGUAUUCACGUAUCGCGUCGCAUUCCCUCAGCGACGCGGUUGCUUUCCUAUUUCCAGCGCCGACUCUCAAAGCCCUACGACUAUGGAAUGUUCACUUCGAAUCAGCCAAUGAUCUACUUCAUCUGCUCGUCGCCUUUCCUUCCCUGUCCAGUGUCCGACUGGUGAACGUGAGCUUGAACAACGUCCCGGAGAGGCUUGCUCAGAGUGAUGGUGAUGCACAUCGCCUUCGUAUCGAAGGUUUGUAUGUAGAAAAUUACACGACCGACGGCAUACUGGUGCUGUUCGUGGAUAGGCUGUUGAAGCCUCCCUUCGAGACGCAUCUCCGGAGGAUCGAAUGGGACAUCGACUACCGCGUGGGUCCGUAUGAUGCCGGCGCGCCUGUUCUGCUAGAGGCGGUGCGUGUCUCAGUAGGCUCCUUGGAGUCAUGCGACGUCAAGUUCGACGAUGACACUUGGCUUCGGGAUCUAGACAUAUCGAGACACCGCAAGCUGGCCAGCCUUGCCCUCGGUCUGCGUUGUACUGACGGGCUCUUCGGCGCGACGCAGGUCGACAAGUACACCAACUUGCCAGAAUUUCUGACCACACUCAACGCCCCUUACCUGCGCCGUCUGCAACUGUCUUUUACGCUCCUGAGCACGCGACCUUCUUGUAACCAUCUUCCUUGGCAGCGCAUGGACGACGCUCUUGUCUCAUUGCACAAGAAACACCCGUCCCUCGCGCUUAACUUUCGGGUUACUGUCUUGAUGCGGCCGUGCGAACGAGGCGAUGUCAUCCCGUUGUUCGUUGGACGGUUCCCGGCUACAGUAGCCAACUCAGUCCCAGUGAGCGUGGAUGUCUGUCUGAUCGAUUGCGGUGACAGCACUGGGCAUCUAACGUAUGUAGAGCAACAUAUGUGGUCCGAGCCGCUGCAGUAACUACCUUUGUGGUAUAACUUCGAGUCACCAACUGCGACAGAAGUCGUAGUGUGCUACGAAUGGUACUAGUAGGACUUAUGUUGAUGUCGAAGUGCUUAUGCAUUGCAAUUAUAUCGACAACUUGCACCUAUGUACUACGGAGCAAUUGCCAUUCACGUGAAUUGAGCGAGAUCGACUUUUGA
Fomitopsis serialis is the source of this 1531-nucleotide messenger RNA. RefSeq lists its product as uncharacterized. The transcript is spliced from 3 exons. NCBI's taxonomy places the organism in Eukaryota, Fungi, Basidiomycota, Agaricomycetes, Polyporales, Fomitopsidaceae. Gene Ontology annotation, molecular function: protein binding. The coding region runs from base 78 to 1349 and encodes 423 amino acids. The record is from RefSeq and is a predicted model, not a curated record.